This is a messenger RNA of Drosophila kikkawai, 1582 nucleotides long. RefSeq names its product EF-hand domain-containing family member B. NCBI's taxonomy places the organism in Eukaryota, Metazoa, Arthropoda, Insecta, Diptera, Drosophilidae. The record is from RefSeq and is a predicted model, not a curated record.
UGUCAAAUGAAUUACCUCAAGGAAAUGUUUGUUCCUAAAACACUUAUACACAUAUCUACACACCUUAAACACUACACUACACAAAACAUGUUUAAGAAGGUACACAAAUCACAAGUUAUAGAUCGAAAUGCAGAUAUACCCACAGCAGGAGUGUCCACCCAGGGUGUCAAGGGCGGCAAAGCAAUGCGCAAUUGCCUGGACAUAGCUCAUCCAGAGGAGUUGGCCGAGAGUCUGGUGAGGGCCAACUCCUGCGGUCAGAGUAGUGCCAAGUUCUAUAUCCCGGAUGGACCAGUUAUUCCGGUCAAUAGUAUACAGGAUCUGCUUACCGUGGAGCUGCAAAAGUCUCGCUUUGCUUCCUUCAAGGAGGAGUUCUUCGAGGAGCUGUAUUUCAAAAGGGCCAAAGUAGGGGAAGUCCAGCCAGCCUUCUCCAAACCGGAGAGUGUGACCAAUAUGAGUCGGACUUUUGGCUGUCCUUCGAGUCUGACCCCUACUACAUCCUUGUAUGCAUUGGUAAUGCCACCCAAGACACCAGAGCAGGUUAGUAAGGAGUUUAAAGAGUUCCAUGAGCAGCGUAUUGUUAGCCACAAUCAUUAUUUUCCAGCAGAGCAAAUCAAUCGCAAAUAUAGCAAGUCCUUUGACCGGCAUAAUCCUUGCGGAGAAAUCAAAAAAAUAGGUGACCAUGGACUCAAGGUGAAAAACUGCCUGACGGAGGGUGAGAACCACGUGAAAGUUAUUGGCAAGGCUCAAGUGGACUUUAUGGAACGCACAGUGGCUCCUUUGGGAAAGAAAAUUAAAAAGUAUCUUUAUGAGGUUCCCGACAUCACCUUUGGUGUGAUUCCACCCAGCACUGGCGAUGUCAAGACGGUUAUCUAUAACAUCGUUGCGAAUGGGCGAACCGAUCGCCUAAUGGACGCCCUAAGUCACCUGAAUGCUCAGCGUAUACGGCUCCGAGAGCGUGAUGAUAUCCACCUGCCCCGCCUGGUUGCAAUUAUGGAGCGUAGCGAUCCGGAGUUAACGGGUCUCCUGCCAAUCGCUCGCCUCGUGGAGAUCCUGCGUAGCUACCGCAUUUCCCUGGAGACCCAAAAGAUACGAAUUGUGAUGUCCCAUUACCAAAUGAUCGUUGAUGAGGGGCUCUGCAGUGAGCGAGUGAAGUACCGAGAGUUUUGCAAGCUUCUCUCCAGCAAGGAACCACUGCCCUCCAUGGGUAGUGUGUCCACUUAUGCCGAUGUGGGUUCCCUGGAUACCACCUAUCGGUUGUUUUGUGCCGAUCUUCAGAAUCAGCAAAAGGUUUCGCGAGGACACAAGGUGGAAAAGGAUAGGACUGGUAUGAAGGAACUCCUAUCGCCGGAAACCGAUGCUUUGGGUGGCCUGCAAGCCAGCGAUUUCACCCAGCUACGUCCUAAAAAGGAAAUCGAACAAGUCUUUAGAAAUCUCAUCGCCAAGGAGGAAUUCGAGGUGAUUUGGCAGAGCCUGAUGGCCAAGAAGCAGGAUCAAGAGGGUCUGGCAUCGGUCACACAGUUUUCAGAGGAAGUAAAGCUGGCAAAGGAGAAUUUUUAGGGAACAAAAAAAAAAGUAAUAUAAA